Molecule: messenger RNA, 3445 nt
Organism: Myodes glareolus (Bank vole)
Lineage: Eukaryota; Metazoa; Chordata; Mammalia; Rodentia; Cricetidae
Source: RefSeq, a predicted model, not a curated record
GACCUAAUCUAGACCCUCUGGCCCUCGGAAUUAAUUAAAGGCUUCCGAAUGUGCUCUGCAGAAGUUUGGCACUGGGUGCUCUUCUUCUGUGGACCUACUCUGGGGAUGCCUAUCGCCCCAUUACUCUCCUGAGUCACUUCUGGCUGAGGCGGCCGGGGACAGUGAGCCUGUGCUUUUUUUUCAUUUGCUCUCUACCUGGGUUCUACAAGCAAGAACGGUCUACCAGUCAGAGCUGGGCAGGUAGGAGCCAAGAGGGUGGCAACCAUGACUUCAGCAGUUCUGGACGACAUCCGAGAUGAAGUCACCUGCCCUAUCUGCUUGGAGCUCCUGACAGAACCCCUGAGCAUAGACUGUGGUCACAGCUUCUGCCAGUCCUGCAUCACAGGGUACAGUGACAAGUCAGGGCUCAACCAAGAAGGGAAGAGCAACUGUCCUGUGUGCCAGACCACCUACCAGCCUGGGAACCUCCGGCCUAAUCGACACCUGGCCACCAUAGUGAAGAGGCUCAAAGAGGUCGUGUUGGGCCCGGGAAAGCAGCCAGAGGUCAUUCUUUGUGCUCUUCACGGAGAGAAACUCCAGCUUUUUUGCAAGGAGGAUGGGAAGUUGAUUUGCUGGCUCUGUGAGCGAUCUCAGGAGCACCGUGGUCACCACACAUUCCUCAUGGAGGAGGUGGCCCAGGAGUACCAGGAGCUGUUCCAGGAGUCUCUGAAGAAGCUGAAGAAGGAGCAGCAGGAAGCUGAGAGGCUAAAAGCUCUUAUCAAAGAGAAGAGGGAAUCCUGGAAGAGUCAGGUGGAGCCUGAGAGACACCGGAUCCAGACCGAAUUUAAGCAGCUGCGGAGCAUCCUGGACCGAGAGGAGCAGAGGGAGCUGAAGAAACUGGAAGUAGAAGAGAGGAAGGGGCUGAGCAUCAUAGAGAAGGCCGAGGGGGACUUGAUCCACCAGAGCCAGUCACUAAAGGAUCUCAUCUCCGACCUGGAGCACCGCUGCCAGGGGUCCACAGUGGAGCUGCUGCAGGAUGUGAGUGAUGUCACAAAAAGGAGUGAGUUCUGGACCCUGAGGAAGCCCCAAACUCUCCCCACCAAGCUCAGAAGUUUGUUUCGAGCCCCGGACCUGGAAAAGAUGCUGCGAGUCUUUCGAGAGUUGACAGAUGUCCAGAGCUACUGGGUGGACGUGACCCUGAAUCCACAGACGGCCAAUUUAAAUCUUGUUCUGUCUAAGAACCGGAGGCAGAUGAGGUUUGUAGGUGUCCAGCUGUCCGAGUCCUCCUGUCUGGAAGAGCAUUACAACUGCAGUGUCCUGGGCUCUCAGCAAUUCUCCUCAGGAAAAUACUACUGGGAAGUGGACGUGACCAAGAAGACGGCUUGGAUCCUGGGUGUUUGCAGUAACCCCCUGGAACCCAUGUUCUCCUUCAGCCAGUAUCCCAGCAAGCAGAGCGCCUCCUCCAGGUAUCAGCCCCGGAGCGGGUACUGGGUGAUCGGGCUGCAGCACAAGCACGAGUACAGAGCCUAUGAGGACUCCGCCACCUCCCUGCUGCUGUCCAUGGCGGUGCCGCCUCGCCGCGUCGGCGUUUUCCUAGACUACGAGGCUGGCACCGUGUCCUUCUAUAACGUCACAAACCACGGCUUGCCCAUCUACACCUUCUCUAAGUAUUACUUCCCCACUGCCCUCUGCCCCUAUUUCAAUCCCUGCAGCUGUGUGGUCCCAAUGACCUUGCGUCGCCCAAGCUCUUGAGGGGCCUGGUGCGCCUGCCCACACCUGAGCAGACUCCUUGGGACACACGAGUUUUCUCUCGGAGCCUCUGCUCUCUGUUCUUGGAGGGUAGCCUCCCACUGCUCCUGUGAAUACUCUUGACAGAUCCUGAAUUAAAGGUGUGCGCCACCAAGGCCCGCCUAGCGAGUGUUGUCUUUUGUUAGUUUUGAAGCAGGCUAUAUAUAGCCCGGGCUGUCCUGGAACUCUGUGUAAUUGAGAAUGACCCUGAGCUGAUUGUCCUGUGUCUACCUCCCAAGUCCUGAUACCUACAUAUGGUUUUGCUCUGGUGUUCUUCGAGACAUGAUAUCCAUAAAUAGCCCGGACUAGCCACAGACACUUAGUCCUUCUGCUUCAGCUCCUAAACACAGAUUAAAAGUCUAUCUCACAACACCUGACCAAGCAUAGUAUUUGAUGACUUUCUUUUAAACUGAUGUCUGUGGUCAAAUGUAAAACAUUCUGUAUAAAUUAGAUAGGAGUUUAUAUACUAAACAAUUUAUAAACAAAAUUGUCUCUAAUUUUGCAUUCUUGUAGUAUCUGUCAAGUUAUACAAAAUGUAGUAACGGACAAGGCAAUUAUAAAUGUAUAUAUAGGAUUUGAGUGCUUAAACCAAACUCUCCAUUCGUAAAUAACAACAAAAAAGAACCCCAAAUUAGCCAUUGAUUAAAAAAAAUAAUAAAUCCUUUGACCACUUUAGUCUUGAUGGCGUCAAGAAGAGAUUGUAGCUUUUGUUUUCACAAUAAAUAGCCUUCAUCUUAAGAUUUGAAGAGUCAUGAUCAAAAUCAGAAAAUGUGCUGGGAAGGGAGAAGAUAACGGUCUCCCAGUGCCAGUUACGAUAUCAGAGGAGGCAGAAAUGGAGGUAGCCACGUCACAGUGGUGUGUUCUGGCCUCCUGCAGUUCUUCUCAGUCAACAGCUUUUUCUCUGAGCCAUCAGUUCACAAAAAAAUGACACGGAGACUUUUUAUGAAAGCUCGGCCUUAGCUUAAGCUUAUUCCUAACUAGUUCUUAUCACUUAAUCACUUUUUUACGCGGCUCGGUUACCUUUACUCUGUACUUCCCAUCCUGCUUCCUCUCCAUCUGGCGGCUGCUCUGCCUUCUUCCUCACGAGCCCUCUCUGUCCCCAGCAGACCUGCCUAGCUAUUGGCCAGUCAGCUCUUUAUUAAAUCAGCCAUGGUGACAUAUGUACACACAGCGUAAAGGCCUGUUCCGCAGCACCUCCCUUUCUGUUGUAGAGCUCAGGAUUGAACUCAGGGCUUCUUAUGUCAGGCUGGCAUCCUAGCUUGACAACCCCGGAUUUUUGUUUGUUUUUUGUUAAUUGUUUCUUUUGACACAGGGUCUUACCAGGUUGCCCAGGCUAGCCUCGAACUUGCAAUUAAGUCCAGGCUGACCUUAAGCUUGCCUCGGCAUCCCAAGCUACUAUGUUUACAGGCUUAUAUAUACUACCUCUUCCUCUCACCUCACAGUGCUUACUUACGCUCAGGUUCAAGUUCCAAUUAAAAAAGUUAUAGAUGUAAGGGGAGAAAUCCCUGUUGGGGACAGCUAACUGCAGCCAAGGGCCAGGAGUGAGUUUGGAGUACUCUCAAAUGUACUGUAAGUGGAUUUCCAUAAAAGCAAUAUAAAAUAAUUGCACUAACAACUGUAUUACAAUGAUGAUAUUUUGGAUAUAUUGUUUUAAAUAAAGCUCACUACUUCAACUGUU